GGAAGAAGUGAGGCCAAUGCUUGACCCUAUUCAAUGGGGCGAGUCCUAACGAGUUCAUUUAAAAAGUUAUUUUAUUCAUUUAUAUCUUAGUAUUAUUCUUUGUUAUGCCUUCAUCCAACGCCUGUAUUAUUUUCACCACCCCGUACCUGAGUUUUUUUACUUGAAAUUUUGCAACUUCCAAACGAGUUUCAAAAGCCGGUUCAGAGCAACAGCUUCCCGGUUCGGAGCAGUUAAUCGUCAUUUGUGGCGCCAAAAAGGGGCAGACAAAAAAUAAAAAAUAAAAAUUCAAAGCAAGUAACACUCCAAAAUCACCCUUUUGUGUGCAAUGAGAUGGUGGAUCUUGAUCUGCAUUCCUUGGCCCGCCAACUGGGAUCGUGCAACAACUACGGCUCCAUCUACCGAGGAAGACUGCUUCACAUCCUUUUCCUCAAAUCUGGCGUUCUCCAUUCUGUUCUUUCAAUUGGAAACCGUCUUCUACAGAUGUAUUCUAGGUGCAACAGCAUGAGGGAGGCGCAGCAACUGUUUGAAGAAAUGCCGAAAAGAAAUUGUUUCUCUUGGAACACUAUGAUUGAAGGGUAUUUGAAAUCAGGGAGCAAAGGGAAGUCACUAGAGUUGUUUGAUUCAAUGCCCCACAAGGAUGCUUUUUCAUGGAACGUGGUCAUUUCGGGUUUUGCAAAAGAGGGUAAUUUGGAGGUUGCCCGGCGUUUGUUCAAUGAGAUGCCUUGGAAGAAUGGGAUUGCUUGGAAUUCGAUGAUUCAUGGUUAUGCCUGCAACGGUCGCCCAAAAGAAGCUGUUGGGUUGUUUAAGGAUUUGAGUUUGAAUCCGCUGGAACGGUUUUGUGGGGAUACGUUUGUUCUGGCUACAGUUGUUGGUGCUUGUACCAAUUUGGGGGCUCUUGAUUGUGGGAAGCAAAUACAUGCUCGCAUUGUUGUUGAUGAAGUGGAAUUUGACUCAGUCUUGGGGAGUUCCCUUGUUAACUUGUAUGGGAAAUGUGGGGAUAUCGACAGUGCAAAUCAUGUUUUGAAUUUGAUGAAGGAGCCAGAUGCAUUCUCUUUAUCUGCAUUGAUAUCAGGAUAUGCAAGUUGUGGUAGAAUGAAUGAUGCAAGAAGAAUUUUUUGUUUGAAAAGUAACGCAUGUGUGGUGUUGUGGAACUCCAUGAUUUCUGGAUAUGUAGCCAAUAAUGAAGCAUUAGAAGCACUAGAGCUCUUUAAUAAUAUGCGAAGAAAAGGAGUUCAGGAAGACUACUCUACUUUUGCCAGUGUUUUGAGUGCAUGCAGUACCUUAGGUAUUAUUGAUCAGGGUAUACAAGUGCAUGCUCAUGUUUAUAAAGUUGGGUUCACUAAUGAUAUUAUCAUCGAUAGUGCUCUUGUUGACAUGUAUUCUAAGUGCAGAAGGCCUGAUGAUGCUUGCAAAUUAUUUAGUGAUCUUCAAGCCUAUGACACCAUCUUGCUCAAUUCUAUGAUAACCGUGUAUUCCAAUUGUGGAAGAAUUGAUGAUGCAAGGCAGAUCUUUGAUACCAUGCCAAGUAAAAGCUUGAUCUCAUGGAAUUCAAUGAUAGUGGGUUUCAGUCAAAAUGCUUGUCCAAUUGAAGCAUUAGACCUUUUCUGUGAGAUGAAUAAACUGGGCCUGAGGAUGGACAAGUUUAGCCUGGCUGGUGUGAUCAGUGCCUGUGCUAGCAUCUCUUCACUUGAGCUUGGUGAACAGAUUUUUGCUAGGGCUACUAUCAUCGGACUUGAAUUUGAUCAGAUCAUUUCCACCUCCCUUGUGGAUUUCUAUUGUAAGUGUGGCUUAGUUGAACAUGGGCGAAAACUGUUUGACAGAAUGAUGAAAUCUGAUGAAGUCCCAUGGAACUCUAUGUUGAUGGGUUAUGCUACAAAUGGCCAUGGAAUUGAAGCCUUGAAUGUAUUUGAUCAAAUGAGAAGUGUGGGUGUACAACCCACUGAUAUUACAUUUGUUGGGGUUCUGUCUGCCUGUGAUCAUUGUGGGCUGGUUGAAGAGGGUCGAAAAUGGUUUUAUGCAAUGAAACUUGACUAUCAUAUUAACCCAGGGAUUGAGCACUACUCUUGCAUGGUUGAUCUAUAUGCUCGUGCAGGUUUGCUUGAGGAUGCAAUGAAUCUUAUUGAACAAAUGCCAUUAAAGGCAGACACAAGCAUGUGGUCAUCAGUAUUGAGGGGCUGUGUAGCUCAUGGGAAUAACAUUCUUGGUAAGAAAGUUGCAAAACGAAUUAUUGACCUUGACCCUGAGAAUUCAGGUGCUUAUGUGCAGCUGUCUGGCAUAUAUGCCACUUUUGAGGACUGGGGAAGAUCAGCACAGGUUAGAAAGUUGAUGUAUGAUAAGAAAAUACCAAAGGUACCUGGUUGCAGUUGGGCAGAUAGUUUAACUUCGUGAUGACUGACUUGUCUUCUUGAAGGGAGAUACUUUAUUCCCGAAAGGAGGAAACAGUAUAUUUUUGCAGGGUGGCAUCAAUAUUUGAUCACUUUGAACAAA
Messenger RNA from Vitis vinifera (wine grape), 2487 nucleotides. RefSeq names its product putative pentatricopeptide repeat-containing protein At1g77010, mitochondrial. Gene Ontology annotation, biological process: RNA modification. The transcript has a single exon. The record is from RefSeq and is a predicted model, not a curated record. NCBI's taxonomy places the organism in Eukaryota, Viridiplantae, Streptophyta, Magnoliopsida, Vitales, Vitaceae. Gene Ontology annotation, molecular function: protein binding; RNA binding. The coding region runs from base 331 to 2388 and encodes 685 amino acids.